CUCAAGUAUAACGUGUAUAACGGACCUGUGGCUUACGCACUCGCGCGCUUGUUGACUAACAUUGAACUUUUAUAUUAACUCUUCCGGUUUUUGUGAAUUUGUUGAUACUUAUGGCGCUUACUAUGACUUUAGGACAUCAGAACAAAAUGUAUAACGUAAUUCAACAUUCCGCUGCUCAGGGAAAUUGUGUCAUCGUUACCCAGCCGAAAAAUAACAUUGCCAGCAAGAGACCUUUGGCUCCAGCUCCUGAAAGAACUUCUGUGCUUGUUACUAACAACGAUCUGAGAUGUAAGAGAAAAAUUCAAUUCAUGCCUUACGGUGCUCCACCACAACAACCUGCCUCUGUAGCUAGAAGAAACGCCAGGGAAAGAAACCGUGUAAAACAGGUGAAUAAUGGCUUUGCUACCCUCCGAUCGCACAUUCCACCCAGUGUAGCCCAAUCUUUGUCUCCACAAGGACCUUCACAAGGCAGAGGCGCCUCAAAAAAACUCAGCAAGGUAGAAACUCUUAGACUAGCAGUAGAAUACAUUCGAUCCCUACAACAAAUGAUCGAAGAUCACGAAAACGACAUGACAACUAACUCUUCUAUAGCUGGAGACCAAAUUAGUGACACCAGAUAUUACACCAGCAGCCCAGAUUCAACCCAUAUCUAUUCUUCUUAUCCUGUACUACUACCCACCCCUGCUUGCUCAGAAGCUUCAGCAUCACCCACACCUUCACACAGUUCAGAGGGAUCAUUUUCGACGACUCAGAGCUACACGAACGCCUUGUACCAUUCGACCGAAAACUACGAAAAUUACGACCCGAAAAGUCCAGAAGACGAGGAACUUCUAGAUGCGAUAUUUUCUUGGCAGCAAGAAUAACACUGUCCUAUAAGAAAUUGUUUGGCCAGUGAAAUCUAAUCAAAAACUUGCUCCAAAUCAGGAAUUAAGUGCCUUCAUUCCAACGAGUGAUAUUUUCUACAAUAUUUUUGAAGAAUCUCAAGAGUUUAUAAAAUGUUUUUCUAGUCAUUGUUUUUGUAUAUAAAAUUGUAUAUAUUGUUUAAAAUAUAGUUCAUAGGUUCUAUUUUAGUAUAUUCGUUAAACGGUAAAAAAUUCGUUAAUAAACGCAAUAAAAUUUUUAUUCAAUUCCAGAACUGUUAGCGUUAUGGGUACCUAAAACAUUGCUCCCUAUUUUUUGACAAAACGUACUCAAUAUUGUCCUUUACGCUGUUAAGUUGAUAGUUUGUUAAGAGUAUUUUCUUUUGAAAAAUACGUUUGUAAAUAUACUAUUUUUGAUAUACUGCAUAUUGCAAAGAACUUUGUACUGAUC
Messenger RNA from Diabrotica balteata, 1311 nucleotides. Lineage: Eukaryota; Metazoa; Arthropoda; Insecta; Coleoptera; Chrysomelidae. The record is from the annotation of a GenBank genome assembly.